Messenger RNA from Saccharomyces kudriavzevii IFO 1802, 1704 nucleotides. RefSeq names its product Set4p (gene SET4). NCBI's taxonomy places the organism in Eukaryota, Fungi, Ascomycota, Saccharomycetes, Saccharomycetales, Saccharomycetaceae. The record is from RefSeq and is a predicted model, not a curated record. Gene Ontology annotation, molecular function: protein binding. The coding region runs from base 1 to 1704 and encodes 567 amino acids. The transcript has a single exon.
AUGACUUCGCCGGAUUCAGUACGUUCUCGUCAGGCAAGACAAGGAAGAUCUUGCUCAACCACAGACAAAGUUAUAUCACGGUCAUCGUCGUAUUCAUCGAACAGCUCAAUGUCUAAGGACUAUAGUGACCAUACACCUUUGUCCAUAAGCAGUGCAGCUUCAGAAACACUGGCCUCUCCCCAAUAUAUGCCUAUAAGGACAUUCCAUACAAUGGCCACAGCGGGCCCAACACCUAUGCAUUUGCUUCAAAAUGAAAGAAGUAUUUUGAGCCAUCAUCCUUCAUCGGGCUCAUCUAAAGCAAUAUCUUCAAAUAAAAGAGGUAUAGCAGCAGCCGUAGCCCUGGCAACAGCAGCCACCAUACCGUUCCCACUAAAAAGGCAAAAUCAAGACGAAAGCUCUAAAGCCCCGGCCACCCGCAACGAAGUGACACGACAAAGUAAGGCUGUACUUCCAUUGCUUACGGAAGGUAACAAACCUAGAAAUAAUUGUAUCUGCGGCUCAGAUGAACCUAAGGAUGAGUUGUUUAUACAGUGUAACAAGUGCAAAACAUGGCAGCACAAACUGUGCUACGCAUUCAAGAAAUCUGAUCCAAUAAAAAGAGGCUUCGUUUGCAAAAGAUGUGACAGUAAGACAGAACUACAGGCUAAUCAAGUGAAACCAAUGAUAUUUCCUAGAAAAAUAGGAGAUCAGAGGCUGUUUCAAUUUUCAUCUAUAGUGACAACCUCGAUUUUGAACGCGGAGCAGCAGCAGCAGCAAUCAGUGAACAGCAUAGAGGUACAACCCAAGAAACGUCAAAUUGAUACUGCUUCAACAAAUAUAUUGAACGAGAAUAGCGAUAGUAUGCGGAAAAAAACUAAGCAUGAAAAGCCGGUAACAUCGACACAUUUUCUAAGACCGUUGUUGAAUGAAAUAAACUCUUCGAAGGAGACGAAAUUUAAACUCAUAACAACAUCAGAGUAUAGGGAUAAAUACGUCAAGAUGUUUAUCGAUAGCCAUUACGAUGACGACUGGGUCGUCUGCUCUGACUGGGAGAGCUCCAGAUCAGUGAAUAUGGAUGUGAAAAAGUCUUCAAACAAAAAAGAUUUAGGCGUGUUCAUUUCAAACUCUUGCGCUAGAGGUCAGAUAAUUCAGGAAUAUUUGGGAAGAAUUGACUUUCAAAAAAAUUAUCAGACAAACGCAAGUAACGAUUAUCGUUUAAUGGGAACAACAAAACCAAAAGUCCUAUUCCACCCACAUUGGCCUUUAUUUAUAGACUCUCGUGAAGUGGGUGGAGUAACAAGGUACAUAAGAAGGAGCUGUGAGCCUAACGUAGAAUUAAUAACGGUAAGACCGCUCAACGAAAAACCGAGGGAAGAUAAUGACUGUAGAGUUAAAUUUGUCCUGAGAGCCAAGAGAGAUAUUGAAAAGGGAGAAGAAAUGAGUCUCAAAUGGCAAUGGGACUUGAGAAAUCCUAUUUGGGAGAUAAUAAAUGCAUCUAAGGACCUGGAGUCCCUACCGGAUAUUGAUAAAUUUUGGUUGAUGGGUUCUAUAAAAGCCAUUUUAACUAAUUGUGAUUGCGCAUGCGGGUACUUAGGUCAAAAUUGCCCUAUAACUAAAAUCAAAAAGUUCUCUGAAGAAUUUAUGAAAAAUACGAAGGAAUCCCUCUCUAAUAAAUCCUACUUUAAUACAAUAAUGCACAAUUGUAAGCCACAAAUGAAAUUUUAA